AUGGACACAGAACAGGAGUCUGAAUGGAAUGCAGCACAUAGUAUCUUUAUCAGUGAAGAUCUUUUGACUGUGCUAAGCUUUAGCUGCAAUCUUGCAGUUGUAGACAGAAACCGUUGGCUUUAUCAAGGCCAGACAUUGCAAUGGGCAAUCUAUAGGUACAAUGCAUGUUGGCUUCCAUUGCUUGCUAAACAUUCAGAGUCUAAAAUCACUGAAGGACCUUUAGUUGUUCCUCUUGAUUGUGAAUGGAUUUGGCAUUGUCACGGACUUAAUCUGGUUAGAUACAAAUCAGAUUAUGAAGAAUUCUAUGGAAGUAUUCUUGACAACUCUAAUGUUGUCUCUUCUAUUAAUCAAAGAACAUCAAGAAAGGAAACAGAAGAAACAUGGAACAAAUUAUACCCUAAUGAACCCUAUGAGUAUGACAUGUCACGUGCUUCCUCAAGUGAAUUUUCAGAAACUUUAUAUAAUAGAGGAACUCAAAGCUUUUCCAAAUAUGAUUUUGUUUUAGCUGUUGAAAGACAAAGCCCAUUCUUUUACCAGGUGUCAAGGCCUCAUUUCAAGAAAGAUCUAUUCCUUCAAGACACACUUAUAAUCUCAUGA
Molecule: messenger RNA, 597 nt
Organism: Lactuca virosa
Lineage: Eukaryota; Viridiplantae; Streptophyta; Magnoliopsida; Asterales; Asteraceae
Source: the annotation of a GenBank genome assembly